Molecule: messenger RNA, 1056 nt
Organism: Alosa alosa (allis shad)
Lineage: Eukaryota; Metazoa; Chordata; Actinopteri; Clupeiformes; Clupeidae
Gene: nhp2
Product: NHP2 ribonucleoprotein homolog (yeast)
Biological process (GO): rRNA pseudouridine synthesis; snRNA pseudouridine synthesis
Cellular component (GO): nucleolus; box H/ACA snoRNP complex
Molecular function (GO): box H/ACA snoRNA binding
Source: RefSeq, a predicted model, not a curated record
UUAACCCAAGCAGUAGAAGAAGGUCUUAAACGCGUGCGUGCACAGCAGCAAACACGUUGUCUGCCAACCUAGCGUUGUGUUUGAAGAUUAUUACAAACCAAAUCAGUAUUUUACUCUUACUAAAAUGACCAAGGUAAAGAAAGAGAAGAGCGUCGCCGAGGAGGAGAGGGGAACCGAAAAAUCUUAUCAAGAGUUGAUUGCUAAUGUCAACCCAAUUGCUCAACCUCUGGCCUCAAAAAAACUUAGCAAGAAGCUUUACAAGUGCGUCAAAAAAGCAUCAAAACUGAAACAAAUUAGACGGGGAGUGAAAGAAGUCCAGAAGUUUAUAAACAAAGGAGAAAAAGGGAUUGUGGUGUUGGCUGGGGACACCUUGCCCAUUGAUGUGUACUGCCACCUACCAGUCAUGUGCGAAGACAGGAGUUUACCAUAUGCCUACAUUCCUUCCAAAGUGGACCUUGGCUCCUCUGCAGGAUCAAAACGACCAACUUGUGUCAUCAUGAUCAAACCACAUGACGAUUAUAAGGAAUCCUAUGAUGAAUGCAUGGAGGAGGUCUCAGCGCUACCCAAAGCUUGCUGAGGUCCUGUAUGUGUAUCAGGACAUGGACUGCUGAUAUUGGCUUUGAUAACACAUUCAGGCCCUUCCACUUUAUUCCUCCUCUUGUCUUGAGACAAGGCUUUACGUGGACAUUGUCACAAGUGAUUUCUGUGUACCCCCCCUUUUCACACCCCAGAUUUGUAACAUAGGCUUUUGGACCUUUGUUUUGUUUUACAAGGACUGUUCUUUGUUUAAAACAUUUUAAAAUCCAUGUGAAUGUUUUCCCACAUGGUAGUGGAACCUCAUUUAGUUUAUAAACAUUUGUUUGAAUAAUGGUAGAAAUUAGACUUUGAAAUGUUCUUUUAUUUAAGCUUAUUUAGGAUGGGCAAUAAGAGCCUGAACUGGUAAAGGUAAUCUGAUAAGUAAGGAUCAGAACACACUUAAUUAUGCAUUUUGAAAUUCAAUGGAGUUCAAAUAUGGAUUUCAAAAUAAAUAAGAACAUUUUUUACAUUGACACUCAA